AAGAUAGCCGACUCAUCAUCAUCAGCUUUCUUUCUAUAUAAAUCUCAUUUCCUAAAAUUGCUAAAAUCUCCUCCCUCUGCAAUUUCAGUUCUCCUCGUCGUUCUGCGAAGCAAUCAGUUUCUCCCGGAGCAUUACUCGGGCAAGGGGAUCCAUUUGUUUUCCCCGCAGGAAUCGCUUAUGGCUUCGAAGCGGAUCUUGAAGGAGCUCAAGGAUCUCCAAAAGGAUCCCCCUACCUCUUGCAGUGCUGGUCCUGUUGCGGAGGAUAUGUUUCACUGGCAAGCGACGAUCAUGGGUCCUCCUGAUAGUCCAUAUGCCGGUGGAGUUUUCCUUGUUACUAUUCAUUUUCCUCCGGACUAUCCAUUCAAGCCUCCUAAGGUUGCUUUCAGGACUAAAGUGUUCCACCCAAAUAUUAACAGCAAUGGAAGCAUAUGCCUCGACAUAUUGAAGGAGCAGUGGAGCCCUGCCCUGACUAUUUCCAAGGUACUGCUUUCCAUUUGUUCAUUGUUGACAGACCCGAACCCUGACGAUCCUUUGGUGCCCGAGAUUGCACAUAUGUAUAAAACUGACCGUGCCAAGUAUGAAAGCACUGCAAGGAGCUGGACUCAGAAGUAUGCAAUGGGGUAACUAUGUUUGGUAUGGAUGACGAGGAUUUUAAAAAUCUAGUCGAAUGAAAUAGUGUUAGAUCUAUCUUUGACGUCCCAAAUCUGGACCGGGGAUAGAUAUAUCCAAGAUGGAAAGACGCGUGUUGCUUUAAGAAUGUUUGUAUUUGUGUAGUUUAUGUUUGAAAUACUUCAUGCAAUUUUCUUAAUUGUUUUCAUGCUGCCUUUUAAGCCGUAAAAGUUUCUGUGCGCUAAUGAAAUGUGACUGUUAUUGGGGCUAA
This is a messenger RNA of Andrographis paniculata, 880 nucleotides long. RefSeq names its product ubiquitin-conjugating enzyme E2 28. The transcript is spliced from 5 exons. Gene Ontology annotation, cellular component: nucleus. Gene Ontology annotation, molecular function: ubiquitin conjugating enzyme activity. The coding region runs from base 178 to 624 and encodes 148 amino acids. Gene Ontology annotation, biological process: protein polyubiquitination. The record is from RefSeq and is a predicted model, not a curated record. NCBI's taxonomy places the organism in Eukaryota, Viridiplantae, Streptophyta, Magnoliopsida, Lamiales, Acanthaceae.